CUAACUGUCUCUUUUUCUCUUACAUGUGUCUGGUUCCGGAACUACAGAAGGCAUGCAGUAAGCACAUUUCUCCCUAGUUCAGACGCCAAGUUUGUUCUCUGCAGUUUUCAUCGCAUUUUCAGGAAAGCGAAAAUGGGAGCUUCUUCGUCUUCACACCAGGUUUCACAAGAAGAAAAGGAGGCAGAAACCCUAGCCAUGGCCACCGGCUGCCUUCCCAUGCUUCAGAAAGCCUUUACCAAGCUUUCCAAUCCUCAGACUAACACCAUUCCCAUCAAAACCCUCCGGGAGUGCUUCUAUAUUCAGAGUACAAAACUAGAAUCAGAGGAAUCUGCGAUACCUGAAUCUUUUCCAAAGUUAUUGGAGAAUCUGGGUGCAUCUGUCAUUGACCAGUUUUUCAAGACAGAGAAUGAAGAAAUUUCAUCGUUUGAGUUUUUGAGAGGUUUUGUUAGGUGUUGUGGAAGAAACCCUGCAUCUGUUUCUUUGAACAUGUUGUGCAAGCUGUAUUCCAAAACUUGUGCAAAGGUUGACAUGCUUCCAAAGCCAGAAAUUUUAUUUGAUGAUUCCAUUGAUGGUAAAGUAAGUGGGUCUCUCACAACUGCUGAUAUGCAUAUGCUUCUUUGGAUGUGUUGGAUAAUGGCACAUAGCCCAUGGAUUUUGAGGUUUUGCGAUGAACAAAAUGGCAAAGCUGCUUUGGUUCUACCAGAGAUAAACCAUUUGGUGUUCUCAGUCAUGGUGUCAUGCAGUGAGAUUGGCAGUGAUAUGGACAUCUUGGGUAAAGAUGUCUCAGUUUGUACUGAUCAGAUUUCCAUUGGAAAGUUUCAUUUGUGGGCUCUGGCAACAGUUCCUGGUCUUGCAAACUGCCUUGGUCGGUAUGUCCAUGACAGGCUUCAAAGAUUGAGUUCUAUCCAUGAGGAGUCCAAUAAAUGUGAACAGGAUGUUUCUGAGCCUUCUUCUCGAUCAGUUGGUGAUUUAUCCUCUGCCAAUACACGAAAUAGACAUCUUUUGACAUGUGGAAGGGCCUGGGCUAUUUCUCUUUCCUUGAGAGACUUUUCGAUUGAGGAGCUUCUAAAGACAUGCUGUUUUCCUGAAAGGGGUGUUGGAACAUGUCAGCAACUCCUUUAUAGGUCUUGUUUGGAUGGUAAGGGAAUGAACAGAUUCUGGGCUAAAGUAGAAGGUUACCAUGGACCACUUUUGAUGCUGAUAUCUGCAAGUUCAGGCUCCCAAAGUCAUCAUGGUGUUGGACAAUGGAUCAUUGGGGUCCUCAUUUAUCAGGGUUUUGAAAAUAAAGAUGUUUACUAUGGAAGUAAUGGAUGUCUCUAUGCUAUCAGCCCAAUGUUUCGUGUAUUUGCUCCUUCAGGAAAAGAGAAGAACUUUGUAUACAGCCAUUUGCAUCCCAAGAAAGUAUAUGAAGCUCAUCCAAAGCCAGUUGGGAUUGCAUUUGGGGAGAGUAUUGGAAAUGAGAGAGUUGUGCUUGAUGAGGAUUUCUCCAGAAUUACCGUGCGGCAUCAUGCAGGGGACAAAACUUAUAAGCCAGGUUCUCUCAUUGCUAAUCAGGGGUUUUUAUCAGUUGAGGCAUCUAUUCUAGAGGUGGAAGUGUGGGGCUUGGGCGGAAAAGUUGCAAGAGAGGUGCAGGAUUCAUACAAGCAAAGGGAACAACUUUUUGCAGAACAGAGGCGCAAGGUUGACCUGAAAAAUUUCACAAGCUGGGAGGAUUUGCCAGAAAAGAUAAUGAUGGACAUGAUUUCUGAUCCCAACCGUGUUCGAAGGGAAGAUCGAUAAAUGAAGUUCAUAUACUUGGUUCCUAUAUAGUUUCAUUGACCAAAACAGAUCUAACUUAUACACUGGAUAAAGGGAACUAGAUCACUUGUGAAGAUAUCGAGCAGUUCCCAACACGGGUCGAGGGUUUCAAGGUACAUGGGACUGAGGGCCAAAACCUAUUCGUCAUAUUCUUUUUGCCUUCGUACUUUAGUUCUCAGGUUCGUAUCCUUGGCUUACCCAGUAUGGUAAAACAUGGAUUCCCAAGUUCAUCAAUUGUACUAUAUCAAGACAAUGUUCAUGUAUAUUAGUACUAUGAAUAAAUUGAUAAUAGCAUCAUUUUUAGUGGUUAA
This is a messenger RNA of Amborella trichopoda, 2108 nucleotides long. NCBI's taxonomy places the organism in Eukaryota, Viridiplantae, Streptophyta, Magnoliopsida, Amborellales, Amborellaceae. The record is from RefSeq and is a predicted model, not a curated record.